UUCUGAAAAUGAGCAAGUGGAUGGAUUCAUCCGCGAAACCCAGCUGAAUUGUUUUGCCCCCCCUAACUCUACUGGUGAAUUAGAGGGACCACAACCGCCACUACGAGUAGUUUAUCGAGCAACAUGGAAUCAGAAUAUCUUAUAUGGUACACUGAAAUGGUGGGUCGGAGAGAUGGAGAAACAAAAUGCCAACGAGAUUUACCGAAUUAUAUAUGAGGAGGCUUCACAUGAUGUCAAGCAGCAUGGGAUUGGCGUGGGAAAAAAUAUGAGUGAGGAUGGCAGCAAGAAGAAAUUUAUCAGUAGAGUCUCGACCAAAUUUGGACAUAUGAGGGGGAAUUCAAAGUCCAGCAAGGACAAGGAUUUUGCGGAUUGGUGUGACAGGGUUGUCACCAGGGUUGAGCACGAGGUUGCACAAAAAAUUUUGUUAGUGCCUGAUAAACAGUACACCGGAACUACGCCUCAAUACGUCGCACUCAAACAUCUGAUCGAUUCUCAAGGUAUUGCCGGCGCGGACUUUGUUCAUGAGUUGCAAACAUAUUAUCGUUGCAUGAAUUCCGGGAGAAUCCCCCAACUCUACGGAAUAUCACGUGAUCCAGAGACGAAAGAUUUUGUAUUGGUGACUCAAUACGCACCUGGCAAUAAUCUCCGUCAACACAUCAACGAAAAUUUCGAGAAUAUGGAUUGGUGGCGAAAAGUUGCCCUGGUGUUCGACAUAGCAAAAGGUUUGAGGACAAUUCAUGGCUACGGUUUCGUUCACCACAAUUUCCACAGCGGAAAUGUGUUGAUCGAUCUUGACCCCAAUGAUCCGACCAUAACGCCGCAGGAGAGAAUGGAGCGACUCAGUAAAAUGUCUUCAACGUUCAGGCACGAAGCACUUAUAUCAGACUUGGGCAUCUCGAUUCCAGCGACGGAAUUUUCAAAACCAUAUAAAAAGAAACGAUACGGGGUUCUACCUUACAUGGCACCCGAGGUCUUACAAGGUGGCGAGUGUUCGCGGCCAUCAGAUAUUUACAGUUUUGCUAUUGUAAUGUGGGAGCUGACAUCCGGCGAACUGCCAUAUCAGUCAAUUCCACAUGACAAGAAGUUGGCUAAAGAAAUUUGCGACGGUAAGAGACCGGAGAUCACCCAGGACACACCGAAGUUUUAUGCAAAUUUGAUGGAAAGGUGUUGGGAUCAGUCGGCCUCGAAAAGACCGGACAUCAAUGAAAUCGUGAAGACGAUUGGAAAUUGGAGAAGACCUCAUGUCACAGAUUCUAAAUUAUUUGAUGAGGCGGAAAAAAUUAGAAAGUCAAUAUUGGUGGAAAAAGGAGGCACCGGAAGGGAGAGUGUACACGAAGAGGCGUUUCUUCGACCGUGUAUUGACUUAUUUCGUCAAUAUUCUCGCCUGAAACAUGACCAUGUUUCCAAGAAGCACGAUCAUCAAGGGAAAGUAAUUGACCAAGAUAUAAGUCGAGCCUACGAAAGACCACAAAAUUUUAAUACAGAUCAGCACAACACUCAUCAAGAUUCUUGGAAAGAAUCCAUUUUACUUGAUCCAGAAGGCCCAUACAGUUAUAAGCUCCCUAGGCAAAAAAGAGCGCCACCGCCGGAGAGUUGGGAUUUUAAACAUCUAUCGGAAUUCGAACAAAAAGUCUUCAUGAACCCAUACGGUGAGAAUUUGGCGGCGAUAAUUGGAUCUCCUAUACGCAAGUGCUUUUAUCACGAACGUUGGUUUGCAAAUGCGAAGGAUGAGGCGACAAAUUCGACAUGGAUCGUGCCGGAUUUUGUUAAUGAUGAGGGAGCAAGGAGACCUGGUAAAGGGAGAUGGUUAAAAGCUAGUUCGAAAGUGAUUCAGGCUGUUGCAAAAGAAGGUGAUAUAUACUUCAACAAGAUGCUAGUAGAAAAGGCGACAGGAAGACUGCAAAAAUUUUUUAGAAUAAUACCGAGUCGAAGAUUUCCAGCGAGGAGGGAUAGAGUGCUGUUACACGUUCUGUCGGAAAAUCCUUUCGAGAAAAAUUCCGAUAAAUCAUCUAUGAAUAUCGAAUCCCAAAUUUCAUCGACACUUCAUUUCAUCGGAAAGGAGAUUAAUGACGGAAAUGGGGAAGAUGACGGAAAGUGUGAAAUACAAAGGUUCUAUGUAAAUAAUGCAAAACCGAUUGAUGGAUUGCAAUGCGUUUUUGAACUUGAGCUGCGCAAGGGUCGAUCAAAAAUUAAUGGACAGUAUGAGAAGCUUGAUGGUAAUGUUGAUUCAGCACCAACGGAAGGAACAUCGCAAGGAUCUUCGGAGUUUCCGGAAUAUUUUCAACAAGUCGGUGAACCCGGGGAAUCCAAAGUUCCACCAAAACCAUUUGGUACGAUACACCCCGUGACGUAUAGAGUGUUGGAUGGAAAUGACGGGUUCAUAGAAUACCAAACACAAUUUGUACCAUUUUAUAAUAUUUAUGACAUUUGGGGUGUGGAAGGUGUUGCGAGGUUUAAAGGAUUUAUGAAAAUUCCGAGUCACAAAAAUCCGAGGUUGGGAUUGAUAACUCACAAAAACACAAAACAACUGGCCCUUAGUCUGUGGAAGCUUAGGGGGUUUGUCGUGUGA
Messenger RNA from Acaulospora colombiana, 2569 nucleotides. NCBI's taxonomy places the organism in Eukaryota, Fungi, Glomeromycota, Glomeromycetes, Diversisporales, Acaulosporaceae. The record is from the annotation of a GenBank genome assembly.